AUGACCAGUGAACUUCUAUUAGACCCUCAGUUGAAGUACUGGGUACUUCUACCCAUAUCAGUUGUUAUGGUGGUAGUUGGCCUUCUUAGGUCCAAUUUAACUUACUAUUUAACUUCAUCUAAGAAGUUACCAGAAAUUAAGAUUAGCAGAGAAAGACAAUUCUUACAACGGGCUGUUAAUUUCCGAGAGAACAACCGCAUGAUUAGCAAACAUUCGUUUGAUCAACGUCAGAAAUAUUAUCUUGAGAAGCUCAAUUCCAAUGAAUUUAUAGCUGAAUCAGAAGCUAAUAAUGAACCUGCAACCAAUCCAUUGGCUGAUCCUAAAAUGAAUGAACAGAUGAUGGGAAUGCUCAAAGGUAACAUGAUGAAUUAUAUACCCCAAACCUUAGUUAUGGGUUGGAUCAAUUACUUUUUCCCAGGGUUUGUUAUUAUGAAACUUCCAUUUACACUUACUACGGGGUUUAAACAAAUGCUUCAAAGUGACGUGAUGACUCCAGAUUUGAAUGUUAGAUAUGUUUCUGCUAUUUCAUGGUAUUUCAUCAAUUUCAUGGGUCUUAAACCGGUAUAUUCCUUACUAGUAGGAUCUGAAUCUGCCGAGGAACUUAUGGCUCAACAACAUCAACAACAACAAAUGAACUUUACUGGUCCUGGGGGUCCUAAGGCUGAUAGGUUGUUCAAGGGCGAAGCAGAGAAUAUUCAAAUCUUGUCGCAUGUCGCUGUGUUUGACGACAUUAUUGAUAGAGUAUUAAAGAUUGAUAUAUGA
Molecule: messenger RNA, 762 nt
Organism: Lizanozyma spartinae
Lineage: Eukaryota; Fungi; Ascomycota; Pichiomycetes; Serinales; Debaryomycetaceae
Gene: EMC3
Exons: 2
Coding region: 1-762 (253 amino acids)
Biological process (GO): protein folding in endoplasmic reticulum
Cellular component (GO): EMC complex; membrane
Source: RefSeq, a predicted model, not a curated record